Indicator indicator is the source of this 906-nucleotide messenger RNA. Its product is annotated as UDP-glucuronosyltransferase 1A1-like. Gene Ontology annotation, molecular function: UDP-glycosyltransferase activity. The transcript has a single exon. The record is from RefSeq and is a predicted model, not a curated record. NCBI's taxonomy places the organism in Eukaryota, Metazoa, Chordata, Aves, Piciformes, Indicatoridae. Bases 1 to 906 code for a protein of 301 amino acids.
AUGCUGGCAGCAGUGCUGCUCCUCUUCUUGUGCUGCCUGAAUCCUGCUGCUGCUGGGAAGCUGCUGGUGAUGCCAAUGGAGGGCAGCCACUGGCUGAGUAUGAAGGAAGUGCUGGCUGAGCUGAGCAAGAGAGGGCAUGAGAUAGUUGUUAUUGCACCAGAGACCAAACUACUGAUAGAUUCUUCGAGUAUGUAUGAGUUGAAAACAUAUCCUGUGCCUUUCAAAGAGGGAGAGCUGCAACAACAUUUAUACUCAUUGAGCAUACAAGUUUUUAGCGAAGAACCUUUCCUGACCAGAUUUAUAAAUACUUGGAAUCAUUUCCAAAAGAGCUCUUCCAUGUUUCAUGGUUUCUGCAGUUCCUUACUGUACAACAAAGAGAUGAUGCAAUACAUUGAAGAAAGUAAAUUUGAUGCUGUCUUUACAGAUCCUAUGACACCCUGUGGACAAAUACUUGCUCUGCACUUUUCUCUCCCCACUGUUUUCUUCUUGCGGGGUAUCUCAUGCGCUAUAGACAUUCAUGCUGCUCAGAGUCCAGACCCACCAUCCUAUGUCCCACGGAUAUUCUCACGCAAUACAGAUCAUAUGACAUUCGCUGAGAGAGUGAAGAAUUUCCUGCUUGCUAUCUCAGAGUAUUUCACCUGCAGUAUGAUCUUCUCUCCAUUUGAAACGCUGGCCUCUGAGUUUCUCAGGAAGCCGAUGACAAUGACGCAGAUUUUAAGUCAUGGAUCUGUUUGGCUGAAGAGAACUGACUUUGUCUUUGACUAUCCCAUGCCGAUAAUGCCCAAUAUGAUUUUCAUUGGAGGCAUAAACUGUGCAAAGAAAAAGCCAUUAUCUCAGGUCAGUGGUUUCCUUGAUAUGAACAUUUGCAUGGAGAAUGUUGUUUGCAAAUGCUAUUGGUUUAUAUAA